Mandrillus leucophaeus (drill) is the source of this 504-nucleotide messenger RNA. Its product is annotated as chromosome unknown open reading frame, human C5orf52. NCBI's taxonomy places the organism in Eukaryota, Metazoa, Chordata, Mammalia, Primates, Cercopithecidae. The record is from RefSeq and is a predicted model, not a curated record. The transcript has 3 exons.
AUGACACAGCCGACUAAGCCCUUGGUCACCUGGGACCUGGGAUCCUCCACGAUCUAUGGGACUGCCCCCCAGGCGACCACCAGUUCUGCCUCAACCUCGAACUACCAGCUGGGCUCGAACUACCAGCGCGAUAGACUCGGCCGCCGCCAAGACAUCGGCGUCGGGGGACCCCGUCAAAUGUGCUCUGGCCCUGGCUCCAGCCAUCUGUAACCUGUACCACCUUUCCCUCCCUGCUCCAGCGUAAUGAAUUCCAGUGAAGCAGCAAUGAAAAAAACUUUACCCAAGAGCCAUUUAUCUCGGGUGAUUAUUCAUGAUAACCGCAUCGCACAACGAAUCUAUGAGAUGGAGGUGAACGCUUUAGAGAAGACCAAGAAAAAGAUGAACCACUACUAUGAACACCUGAAAAAAAAGUUCAUGACAGAGCAGCUCAGAAAGCUGGGGCGAUGGAGAGAUGAAUCCAUGAACAACCAGUACUUACCCUUUGGGGUACCAUGACCAGUUUAA